AUGGAUGGAAACCCAGACAGAGGCAUCAACGAGAGCGAUAGGAUUCGAAACCUUCACAAUGGUACUAAGCGCAGAAGCGGCAACAAGAACAGCUCUUCUGGAGACGUUCGUAGAUCCGAGUAUGAUCCCUUCUUGCAUUCACCAAGUCAGCGUCGCUCCCCAGAUGGUUUCCCAAGGCUCUCAGGCAACGAUCAAAAACCCGGGCCACCCUCUGACCUUGCUCUCGGUUUCUGGAGUCAGGGAGUCGCAAACUGGAGAGCGCUCCAGACCCGUUCAAAUGGCAGUAAAAAAAAUAGCAAUUCGACCGCUCUCAUAAAAGAGCCUAGCAAUCCUCCUACGGCCAGAGAUACCGCCGGGUUCGCACCGACCCACUCGAGAGAUCAGUUACCUCGCUCUGGAGUUCAGUCUUUCGUGGAGUCCGACGCCAUUUCUGCGCCCCCAUCUGGAGUGGAUCAUCUAGCUCGACCAGUGCCAGAUUCUCCCGUCGCCGUGUUUGACGAGAUUCCCGAAUACAAACAUGAGCCACUCCGUCCUUCGCCAGGGAAGUUCAUGGGGACUGCGGCUCCUGACGUUGGAGCGAGUGACCAACCGUCAGAACUUAAAGCCCAGACGCUUCCCAGUAUCAUUUCGGCAAGGGGAUCGAAGUCUCCCACAAAGUCUUGUGGCGGCAAGGAAUAUGAUGCAUCAAAGGGCGCUGACGCUAUGUCAUUGCACGCGGGACGUUCAGGCAGUACAGUCAUGUCCCAUGUGGAGAUUGAGGAUGGAGAAACCAAGCAUGCCAUACUCACGGACCCAGCGCUUAGUACCAGCGUUUACUCUAGUCGAGGCUGGGGCUCAGGACUGUCUCUCCAAAAGCAACCGUUUACACCGCCAAAGCCAUCUCAAGUACCCAAACACGACGAAUCGUCCAGCGCUAAGGCUACCCCACACUUCCCCAAGCCUCAGUCCGUUACACCCAUCACUCCCACAAGGAAUCCCAGGAUUCGGCAUCCGAAGUCACUCAGCGCAGAGGCUGCAGCAUUCCACCCUAGGCUGCCCUCAAGGUCACCCACUACACCGACGAGGUCUUAUGGCAAUGGCGAUGGAAAGUCAGUCAGCUUUGGAAAUGGGCAUCCCAACACUGGCUAUGUAUCAGUCAUGCCGAACACGCGGUUCGGGCAACGAAGCCUCUGGCCUCCCAGACAAACUAGUUCAGGAACGCCAUCCGUCCCAGUUGAAUCAAGUGCCUUCCAAGAUUCGGGAGGAGGAUCCCAAUCGUUUAGCGACCCUCAUUACCCGGAGCCACAACAGCACACUCCGGGAGGGCAAGGACAGUAUUUCGAUAUCCCAGUACUAAUGACGUCCCAAAUGCCAACCCAAUCUUGCCAUUCUCUCGGCCCAAACAUACCUCCUUUUCCUUCUUCAAUCCAUUCUUGUAACAACAAUAUGAUUCAUUACAAUGCUCAGGUUUAUGGACAGGGCGAACAAAACGCUGAAUACUCCCAAUCCAAUCACUUCGACUCUUACCCCCCUUCUCAAGUUGCAAAUGCUGUUCCAAAUGCCGCCGAUCUUCACCAGAACGGAAACAUGUAUACCCAAGAUACAAAUGGCUAUGGUCCAAGAUACUAUUCCAAUCAUACAGACCCCUCACACCAGCUCAACCAAAAUCUCUACACUCCCUUGGAACCUCAUCGAGAACCCUCGAAACCCAAUCAGAGAACUGCGAAAGAACUGUUCAUCCCAGAAGAUCUAAGGCUGAAGCUUCACGCCAGGACUGAAGCGACUUUGAGGGUUUUUGCUGUUUCGAACACGCCCACCGUUGAACACUACCACACCCUUACGCCGUUGACAAGCGUCAAUCAACAACAAAGUCAGACAUUGCGUGGAUACUCUAGCACCAUCUAUAAAGCCGUAUCUGCUAAGGACGGCAGAACUUACUGCCUAAGGCGCAUACAUGAUUUUCGAGCCACGAACCUCAAUGAGAACGCCAUCUUCGCGGUCCGCCAAAAGUGGGCAGCUGUUAGAAAUAGCAACGUCGUAUCGCUCCAUUUUGCCUUCACAACCACAAACUUUGACAGUAGCUCCCUAGUCAUUGUUUCGGACUAUCAUCCUGAUUCAAAAACGGUUGCUGAAAAGCACUUCAACCAGACUCCUAGCCGCCCUAACCGCAAUGCUCCUCCUCUCAUCUCCGAACAAACUCUGUGGAGCUACAUCGUCCAGAUUACCAACGCUCUCAAAGCUGUUCACUCUGCACAACUGGCUGUUCGAGUCAUCGAACCAAGUAAAGUGAUUGUGACCGACGAAAACCGCAUUCGCCUCAACGGCUGUGCAUUGGAGGACUUGCUGGUUAGUGAAAUACACGAUAUUGCUGACCUACAGCGACUGGAUUUUCACAAAUUUGGCAACUUCAUCCUAGCGGUGGGUACAAAUAACAUGUCCAAUUCUUCCUCUAGGGCACGAACGCCCGAUGUCUUUGCACAGAAUUACUCCAAAACUAGCCCUCAGCUCAAAAUCGUUGUUGAAUGGCUUCUGGACCAUGACAGACCGGAAAAUCAUGAGGGGAUCGACGUUCUGAUCAAGUUGAUCAGCUCUAAUGCUAUCGAUACUUUCGACAAGUCGCUUCAUUCUAAUGAUCACCUAUACUUCUCCCUUAACAAGGAGAUCGAGAAUUCUCGCCUUGUGCGCCUAAUGACGAAACUCAGCUGCUUGAAUGAGCGACCUGAGUAUGAAAAUGAUCGGACAUAUACCACACAAGGGUCUCGCGCAGUGCUGGGCCUGUUCCGCGACUACGUCUUUCAUCAGGUCGAUGCCCAAGCAAAUCCUGUAGUGGAUCUAGGUCACAUCCUGUCUUGCCUGAACAAGCUAGAUGCAGGCAUUGAGGAGCGGAUUGCUUUGACAUCAAGGGAUGAGCAGUCCGUGAUCGUGGUUUCGUACAAGGAGUUGAAAGGGGCUCUAGAGGGCACAUGGCAGGAGCUAGUAAGGCGAUCGACAGGAUAG
Letharia lupina is the source of this 2976-nucleotide messenger RNA. RefSeq lists its product as uncharacterized. Lineage: Eukaryota; Fungi; Ascomycota; Lecanoromycetes; Lecanorales; Parmeliaceae. The transcript is spliced from 4 exons. Gene Ontology annotation, biological process: mRNA processing; protein phosphorylation; nuclear-transcribed mRNA poly(A) tail shortening. The record is from RefSeq and is a predicted model, not a curated record. Gene Ontology annotation, cellular component: P-body; PAN complex. The coding region runs from base 1 to 2976 and encodes 991 amino acids. Gene Ontology annotation, molecular function: ATP binding; poly(A) binding; protein kinase activity.